Messenger RNA from Athalia rosae (coleseed sawfly), 1499 nucleotides. RefSeq lists its product as uncharacterized. The transcript has 4 exons. NCBI's taxonomy places the organism in Eukaryota, Metazoa, Arthropoda, Insecta, Hymenoptera, Athaliidae. The record is from RefSeq and is a predicted model, not a curated record. The coding region runs from base 99 to 1229 and encodes 376 amino acids.
AAAAAUCCCAAAACUAAAAUAAACUGAAUGAAAAUGUAGUUGAAUCAUUCGCGCAACAUACUUCGUACAGAGUACUUUCAUUUAACGAACCAACAAACAUGUUGCACUUUUUCAUAUCCUUCGUAAUUUUCGCGCAAGUGUUCCACAUUUUUGGCAGUGUACCUGUUUCUCAGCAAACCCAAGUAUCACCUAUUCAGGCUGACGGAUACGUACGCACGCCUGGUAUCGGUAGUCACAAGAUUCACAAGCAAGCUACGACGUGGAAUCGAGCUCGAAUAAUAUGCAAAGAAGAAGGUGGUUACCUGGCCGUAAUAAAUUCUCGCCCCGAAUUACAAGCGAUUCUAAAUCUCUACGGUUCUUCAAAACCGCACAAUGGUUCGACGGAUUCUAAUCAUAUUCUGUUGGGUUUUCACGAUCUUUUCGAAGAAGGUCACUUCGUAACAGUUCACGACGAACCGUUAACGGAAACAGGAUUCAACGAGUGGUACGAUACCGAACCGAAUAACGCUUUUGGUAACGAAGAUUGCGGUGCUCUCGUUUUUCACGGUAAAUUAAACGACAUUUCGUGCGAUAAGCCUUUCGCUUUUGCUUGCGAAAUACCGGAAGUCAACGAAGCCUCAUCCGAUAGUUUCUCACAUAACAUUCACUCGAUCAACAUCCGACGAAUAAUCGAGCCGCAAACAAUGUCGCCCUCGUUUUUAACAACUUUCUUUCUCGUGAUUGCAAAAAUUUUCAUCAUCGACGCAUCGCUCAUAUUUCCUCCGCAAAGAACUCAAGAAAUACGAAGCGACUACAGAUACACGCCCGGAAUCGGUGGACAUAAAAUACACGAUAAUGUGGCAAAGUGGAGGGACGCACAAACGAUUUGCGAAGAAGAGGGUGGUAACCUAGCGAUAAUCAAUUCUGCAGACGAAGCUGACGUUAUUCGACGAUUAUUCAGGGAAUCACCCUAUCACCAAGGAUCGACUCAUUCGGGGUACGCUCUGAUUGGAUUCUUUCGGAAUACCGAGGGUGACAAUUUUCUAACGAUACACGGAGAACCGUUGGAAAAUACGGGUUACUUUCGGUGGCAACCGACGGAGCCUAACAAUCUUUAUGGGGAUGAAAAGUGCGGAUCUAUUGGCAGAGACGGACUGCUAAAUGACAUAAGCUGCGAAAAAAAGUUUGGUUUCGUUUGCGAGUUGAUCGAUCCAAAUAUACCCUCUGUUUCGUUGUCAAACGUUGCAUAAAAUUUGUUUUUCACAAAACUAAUUUACGAAAUUUGCAAUAUUAUACAUAGGUAUGUACGCAGAAUUUUAUAAUCUGUAGCGACUUUUGAUAUACUUUUUUUAUUUUUUAUGAUAAAGUACAAUUAAGUGUGUGAAAUACUGAUUCAUUCUGUAACACAAAAGGUAGCUCAUUAGUAACCAGAGGCAGCCUGUGAACAAAAUCUGGUCAGUAAUCAAAGCGAACAAACGAUAAGAAAAUGUGAUAAGUAUUAAAUAUGAAACUCAAAACUA